CAUGCUAGAGGAUUUCCUAUUAUUUCUUGCAUGGCACAUGACUUUCUUGCUGUUCCAGCCAUGUUGGUAUUGGUGGAGCACCUGUUCUCAAAGUUGCAUCAUGUUUAUGCUGACAUGUGCUCUUUCUUGAAAGCGGCAACCAUUUCACAGCUGAUGUUUGCAAAGUUCUGGCUGUGA
Molecule: messenger RNA, 177 nt
Organism: Heterobasidion irregulare TC 32-1
Lineage: Eukaryota; Fungi; Basidiomycota; Agaricomycetes; Russulales; Bondarzewiaceae
Exons: 1
Molecular function (GO): protein dimerization activity
Source: RefSeq, a predicted model, not a curated record